AUGCCUGGCACGGAUCCCCUCGAUCGCCGUGUUCUGGACUUCUUAAGCGCGGAGACCGGAGUGCAGCACAGCUCCGUCAACUCCGUCAACCGGCCGAGCAAAUCAGCACCUGGUCCGCCUGUCCGCGUCCACCCUGCAGAUCUCAUCUUUUAUUCGCGACGGCCACAUCCCAUCCACCCCGGACCACUCGCUCGGGCCAGCCAUCCGCACAGACGCGAAGAAAAGACUCCCAAGUGGGGCUGUUCCUUCUGGCUUGGUCCGGCCACUCAGCGCCCACGGACCCGUCUUAUCAUGGACGAAAGGUCGAUCCCUCUGCCAAUGUCCCGAAAGCCCAGAAAACCGCAGAAACGCACUCACGCUAAGAGCAAGCCCCCCCUCGCUAGUCCGGGGUUGGCUCGGUGGCGUGGACCCAAGACAUCCGGUUCUAGCGCGCAACUGAGAAAUCCCGCACUUGACUCGCUCUAUUAA
Penicillium maclennaniae is the source of this 468-nucleotide messenger RNA. RefSeq lists its product as uncharacterized. Bases 1 to 468 code for a protein of 155 amino acids. The record is from RefSeq and is a predicted model, not a curated record. NCBI's taxonomy places the organism in Eukaryota, Fungi, Ascomycota, Eurotiomycetes, Eurotiales, Aspergillaceae. The transcript has a single exon.